AUAUGUGUUCAGAAUGAAUGGUAACGUAACCAUUAAUUCCAACUGAACAGGAUAUACCGAUCCCAAAAAUUCCUCAUCCAAACCUAUAAAUGAUGAAGUCUCAACUUUCAUUGGUUGAACCAAAUUUGUCCAAUAUUUUAUUGGCCCCUAUGAAGUGCAUUUUUCGAAGAAAUAGGGAUACUUUAUAGUUUAACACGUGUACUUAUACUAUAUGUCCUUUUCCAAUCACUCUGACUAUACCACCAAUAGUACUAUAAUCUUUUAUGGUAGUAAAUUUAACUAGUUAGUUUGAAAUAUCUGAAUAUCCAUACAAGGUCAACGCUUCAUUAGCUUCUCUCGGACUAGUCUAAUAUUCUUCAAGGAAGUUUCGACAUCUCUGAUAUUUCUUCAAUUUUGGAAUUAAACUGUUGACGGAUUAGUAUGCGAAGACUCAGCAUGCGAACGAAACGCAAGAAGUCAGAGAGAAACAGUGAAAGCGAAACUGAAGAAAAUGGCGACGAAUCAUCGAAACAAAACGAUAUGUCAAAUAGCGAAAUUAGUAACGAUGAAAAUAAUAAAAAAGAUAAAGAAAAUGAAUCUGAAGAGAACGAGGAUCUGAAUAAUACCCCCAAUCGAAAAUCGGGCGGAAAGAAGCAGCGCCUUUCAAGAACGCGUCAUACCGAAGAACAAAAAACGGCAUCACCAACAAACAGCAAACAAGCGUCGAAAACGAAAAAGCAGUUGGAAGAUUCCGAUGAUAUGAAGACCAAUACAGAUCAAGAAAAUGGUGCUGUAAAUAGACGUGGAGCUAAUAAAAGACGUAAAAAAGAUGAACAAAAAGAAUCACCUACGUCUAGUCGUGGUGCAGUUAGCGGUGAAGAGGAGUAUGAGGUUGAUAAGAUCGUCGGUCAUCGUACUAUCAAAGGUAGACGACAAUUCCUUAUUAGGUGGAAAGGAUAUGGAAAAGAGUCUGAUUCUUGGGAACAAGAGAAGGAUUUAAAUUGUCCUAAACUUAUCGAAAAUUUUCUCCUGGAUGAAAAUGAAAGUGAAGAAACUAUAUCAGAGAAAACUACUAAACCGAGUAAAACCAAGUCAGUUAAAGCAGAUAAAAAGAAAGAGAUGAAAAAAUCUAAAGAUAACAAAAGACAAUCCACUAUGUCUGAAGAAGAGGAACCGGAUACUGACUCAAUUAAAAAUGAUGAAAAUCAAAAAGAGUUUGAAGUUGACAAAAUAAUAGAAGUACAUUUUAGAAAAAAUAAAAAGAGAGAAUUCCUUAUUCGUUGGAAGGGUUUUAGCGCUGCAGAUGACACUUGGGAACCAGAAGAGAACUUAAAUUGUCCUGAUCUUAUAAGUAAAUUUAUGGAUAAAGUUGAAAAAGCAAAAACUACUCAAAUGCGGGAAUUAAGAACAAAUCCUGCUCAUACUAAACGUUAUACAUUAUCGACACAUGAUUCAGGAAGAAGAUUAUCACGUCGACAUAUUGACAAACAAAGAGCUACAUAUUACGAGUGCUAUGAAUAAAAAGAAA
This is a messenger RNA of Polistes dominula (European paper wasp), 1507 nucleotides long. RefSeq lists its product as uncharacterized. The record is from RefSeq and is a predicted model, not a curated record. Lineage: Eukaryota; Metazoa; Arthropoda; Insecta; Hymenoptera; Vespidae.